Messenger RNA from Olea europaea var. sylvestris, 3025 nucleotides. RefSeq names its product protease 2. NCBI's taxonomy places the organism in Eukaryota, Viridiplantae, Streptophyta, Magnoliopsida, Lamiales, Oleaceae. Bases 79 to 2505 code for a protein of 808 amino acids. Gene Ontology annotation, biological process: proteolysis. The transcript has 12 exons. The record is from RefSeq and is a predicted model, not a curated record. Gene Ontology annotation, molecular function: serine-type endopeptidase activity.
UACCCCCCAAUCAUGCCGCAGUUCCACAGCUAUUAAAAUCGAUCGCCACCAUUUACACCACCGCACUCCGCCUCCUCCAUGGCGGCGUUCGGAGCCCUCCUCCGCUUUUCAAGAAGGACCCUUGUACUCCCCCAACAGUUAUCCCCUGUUGUUUUUUUCUCUUCCUUCUGCAAAAACAAAUACCAUUACUUUCCACCACCAAUUCAGACUCCACCCGCCGCCAAAAAAGUUCCUUUCACGGCCACAGCUCACGGGAUAACGUGGCAGGACCCCUAUCAUUGGAUGUCCAACACAAAUGACCCAGAUUUCAUUAGCUAUCUCCAACAAGAAAUCUCUUAUGCUGAGGCCUUCAUGCAAGAUACUCAAGGGUUGCAGAGUACCCUUUAUGCUGAAAUGGUUUCCAGAAUGCCCUCCAAGAUUUCCACCCCACCUGAACGCUGGGGACCCUGGUUGUACUACCAGUACAUUCCAGAAGGGAAGGAAUAUCCUGUUUUAUGUAGGAAAUUAUCUACUGGAAGGAAAGGUUGGGUGAACACCAUAGUCAAUUCUUUCAGAGAAGAAAUUGGAAGGGAGCAAAUUUUACUUGACUGGAAUGACAUUGCAGAACAAUAUGGAUAUGUUCAUGUGGGUAUAUGCCGAAUAUCACCAGAUCACAAUUAUCUUGCAUAUACACUUGAUACUACUGGAGACGAACAAUUUCUUCUUCAAAUUAAGGACUUACAAAGUGAUCUUAUCCUCCCUAAUUCUGGAGUUGAGGGGGUUGUCAGUUUGGCAUGGGCCCAAGACAGCCAUACUUUAUUCUAUACAUUGAGCAACAAAAACCAACGACCGUACAGGGUUAUGUGCACCAAACUGGGAUCUAUUUCCGUGGAUGAUGUCACAAUAUUUACGGAAAAUGAUUCCAACUUCUGUGUAGAUAUCACAAGCACAAAGGAUGGAAAGUUCAUAACUGUGAAUUCUAACUCAAGGACUUCAUCUGAGGAAGGAACAUACCCACUUCAAUUUUCAUCCUUUAUGGUUUACUUUAUAAAUUCAAUGGAUCCAGAAACCGGGUUACAAAGAUUUUGUAGACGUUUCUCUGGAGUGCAAUAUUUCCUGGAACAUCACUAUGGCUUUUUUUACAUCCUUACAAAUGCUCCUAUGAGGGACGAUAAGAAGUUUUCUGGUAAUGGUUAUUACUUAGCCAGAUGUCGAGUUGAAGAUGUUCAGUCAGCUAAUUUUCAGAACAUAAUCAUGCCUGGUGAUGAUAUAUAUGUGGAAGAUAUGGACAUUUUUAAUGGGCAUUUAGUGCUUUUUCUUAACAAAGAUGGUUCCCCUUCGAUAUGUUCCAUUGACCUGCCUAUUGAUACCAAUUGCAAGAAACUAUUGGAGAUCAAUGAUCUCAGUCCAUGGUUCUUCCCUUUGCCCUCGAAAAUGUGUACAAUUGCUCCAGGUUCAAGUCAUGAAUUCAUGAAUUCAGUGUACCGUGUUAUACUUUCUUCACCCGUGAUGCCUGAUUUAAUCGUUGACUAUGACAUGUCGAGGAAGGUAUUCUCCAUUGUUCAGCAAGAAGAGGUUACCAAUAUUUCAACUCGUAGCACUGAGUACUCUUCACUAAAUUAUAACCAUGGCAGUGAUAAGUCUGUAGACUCUUCAAAUGGGAAUGAUGGAGAUGCUCAGGAUAAUAAAAUUCGUGGAUGGAGAGACUUGUCUGAAAAAUAUUCAUGUGAAGAAAAGGAAUAUUUUUCCCAUGAUGGUGUCAGAAUCCCCCUAACUAUCUUGUUCUCUCGGAGUGCAUAUCAGAAAGGGCAGUCUCCUGGGCUUCUGCAUGGAUAUGGUGCAUAUGGUGAAGUUCUGGAAAAAAGUUGGUGUCCAGAUCGUCUGAGCUUGCUUGAUCGAGGUUGGCUGUUGGCAUUUGCAGAUGUGAGGGGUGGUGGUGGUUCGGAUCCGUCUUGGCAUAAAUCUGGCUGUGGAUUCAACAAGUUAAACUCGAUAUAUGAUUUUGUUUCAUGUGGUAAGUAUCUGAUCGAUCAGGGUUUGGUCCAUAAAGGUAAGCUUGGUGCUGUGGGCAUUAGUGCAGGAUGCCUUCUUGUGGGGGCAUCCAUCAAUAUGCAUCCUGGAUUGUUUCGUGCUGCUAUUUUGAAGGUUCCAUUUCUCGAUAUAAUCAACACACUUCUGGAUCCUUGCUUACCUCUCACUACUUUGGACUAUGAAGAAUUCGGGAAUCCUCACAUACAGUCCUACUUCGAGUAUAUUCUUAAGUAUUCUCCUUAUGAUAAUAUUCCUCAAGGCGAGUGCUGUCCUUCAAUGCUUGUGUCAGCCUCAUUUAAUGACUCCCGAGUGGGUGUUUGGGAAGCCGCCAAAUGGGUGGCCAAGAUACGAGACACUGCAUGUUCAAGUUGUUCUUCUUCAGUCAUCCUGCAGACCAAUAUGAGUGGGGGACAUUUUCGUGAAGGCGGCCGUUUUGCUCAAUGUUUGGAGACAGCUUACGAGUAUGCUUUUCUGAUGAAAAUUAUGCAAAAAUAAUGAAAAUAGAGAAGAAACUGGCAGAAAGGAACUUCAAUAGUUUUUUACCAAAUUACGUGAUGCGUGUUGAAUCUUCCAUCUGAAUGCUUCGUGCAUAGACUAACGGUGGCAGGUCCAAUACCUGGUUGUCGAACAAUUUUCAUUUACUUUAUUUCUCAGAAGUAAGAUUUGUUGAUCGGAUCAAAGAACUGGUUAUCUAUUCUAUUUGUGCAAGUGUAACAUCGAGAAAAAGACAAUCAAAGAGGAGUAGAGAACUACGCGAAAGGUUUGAAUUGGCUGAACAAAUCUUCUCUCAUGUUAGUGCAGGCUGAUCGGAAUUCAUUGGUUAGCUGCAUGUUACUGUAGAUUAGCUUCUUUUUAGGUGACAGGGGAAAGCCUUGAAGAUAUAUCCUUUUCUUUAAAAAAUUUAGCAUAAAAUUAUCUCAUAUCACAGUAUUAUGUGAAACAGUAGAAAUGUCACAAAAUUUGUGUAACAUGUAUUUGCUGAGAACUAUGAAUCAAUAUGCUCCAUAUUUUUCCU